GGCGUCCGGGCGGAAAGGCCGUGCCCAGAACGUGCUGCGCUGGUUCACCACCGUGGUGCUGUGUGCCGCCUUCCUGGGGCUGGGACUGAGUGUUGCUAUCCUGGGACCCACCUUUCCAGAUUUGGCAAGGAAUGUGAACCGAAACAUCAGCAGUCUGUCUUUCAUUUUCGUGGGCCGUGCCUCGGGAUAUUUGUGUGGCUCUAUGAUCGGAGGAGUUCUUUUUGGGUGUAUAAAUCAUUUUUUACUUUUGGGGGUGUCGCUUUCUGCUACCACCGUUGGUCUUUAUCUUACUCCAUUCUGCAGGACAGCAGUCUUACUGGUUGUCAUGAUGUCUGUCUUUGGUAUUUCAAUGGGCAUUCUGGAUACAGGUGGGAACGUCCUCAUCUUGAAUCUUUGGGGAGACAAAGGAGCCCCACACAUGCAGGCCUUGCACUUCAGUUUCGCCUUGGGUGCCUUCCUGGCUCCCCUGCUGGCUAAACUGGCCUGGGGUACGACAGCAUCCGCUCAGAACCACACAGAGCCUGGCUUUGACCCGCUAAUGCUGAACCGAUCCUCUGGAGCCACCUCAGACUCUCUGUUUGCGGCGCCUGAGGACAUGACCCUGCUGUGGACCUACGCUUCCGUGGGCACCUAUGUCUUAGUAGUCUCUGUCUUCCUGUUUGGUCUGUUUUGUAAGAAAAGCUCAAAGCAGGAAAAAGCCACAGCAUCUGCUCAGGAAGCUCGAAGAGCUAAAUAUCACAGGGCCCUGCUCUGUCUCCUCUUCCUCUUCUUCUUCUUCUACGUUGGAGCCGAGGUGACCUACGGCUCUUAUGUUUUCUCCUUCGCCACCACCCAUGUUGGCAUGGAAGAAAGUGAAGCAGCCGGCUUGAACUCCGUCUUCUGGGGAACCUUUGCAGCCUGCAGGGGCCUGUCCAUCUUCUUUGCGACAUUCUUGCAGCCUGGGACCAUGAUUGUGUUGUGCAACAUUGGCAGCCUGACCUCAUCUCUGUUUCUGGUCCUUUUUGACAAGAGCCCUCUUUGUCUCUGGAUCGCAACGUCUGUGUACGGAGCCUCGAUGGCAGCCACAUUUCCCAGUGGCAUUUCCUGGAUCGAGCAGUACACCACCUUAACUGGGAAAUCCGCAGCAUUCUUUGUCAUUGGUGCCGCCCUGGGAGAAAUGGCGAUUCCUGCAGUAAUCGGAAUUCUUCAGGGACACUACCCCGAUCUGCCUGUUGUUCUGUACACGGGGCUGGGGUCAGCCAUCUUCACUGCGGUUUUGUUUCCUGUGAUGUAUAAAUUAGCCACCUUACCCCUGGGUCACCAGCCAAGAGGAAGAAAGAGUGAGGACCAAAGAGCUUUGCUUUCCAGCUCCGAGCUCAAUGACUGUGAAGAAGAGAAUGAGGAGGAAGAUGCAGAGAAAUGGAACGAAAUGGAUUUUGAAGUGGUUGAAAUGAGUGACCCAGUGCAGGGGUCUGGAAGGGACACAUCUAGAGAAGCCCCGACGGAGCCCACCCCUGAGGUCUCCGAUCAGUUCCUCUCAAAUGCAUACUUUUCAGUCAAUAGUAGCAACUCUCUCAGGAAUCACCAGGACAAAAGGGACUGACCGUCAGGAGAUGAAUUACUGAAUGACUUCAUUGAGUCAUCAGCCACUCCUGAAGGCACCACUCAGAGCAGAGCUCUGGCAGACUUUCAGCACGCUUUGGCAAUUGGAAUUUGUGGGUGUCUACAGCAAGCGUUGAAACUGAAGUGUUCUAGAAUUCUCAGAGUCUUCUGUAAACUGCCGAUUGUUCUUGUGCCGUGAGUUCUUGUUCUGAGACAGUUUUAUGGUCUCCACCUUUCGGAAGGCAUCUUCGUGUAAAGAGCUGGGUAGUGUGCUGGACGUCCACACUGCCGACCAGUGGAGCUGCUUGGCUGAGCAAAUGAUCGUAUGUCCGUCUUCGGCCGGGGGCUUGUGGAGAGGAGCCACGUGAAAGAGCCAGCGUUGGAAAUGGAAAGAUGUUUUUCUUAGUUUUCCCCUCUGUGUAGGGUCGUGCUGAAAAAUACUGCCGACUGUUUUCUUCCUUUUGUGAGAACACAGGAGGCCAUCAUUUCUAGAUCAAUUUCUAGCUUCCUCCCUGACUUCAUUUGGUCUCCCGGGAUUCUAGAAAUGCAAAUGAGAUUAUUUCCAAAUUGUAGGGUUUGGGUUUGUUUUGUUUCUUGAGUCUUACUUCAUAGUCCAGGCUGGCCUGGAAUUUAUUAAGUAGCCCAGGUUGGCCUCUUGACUCAACAUCGUGUGUCUGUCUCCUAAAUUUUAUGCUAGAGGUGUGUGCCACCAUACAUGGUGGAACGUGUACGUUUUAAAGCUGUAUAAUCUUUUUGCCAAAACAGCCCGUGAACUUCCAAUGUAAGGUAAAGCAGAAGUGAUGGGUAGCCCCCCGAAUGGGCUACAGCUCGUGGAGUCCUGCAGUUUAUCGAGCAGCUGAGCAGUGCCACUGCAUUCAUUCAUCAUCUACAACACACCGCCACUGCAUUCAUUCAUCUACAACACGCCGCCACUGCAUUCAUUCAUAUCUACAACACGCCGCCACUGCAUUCGUUCAUCAUCUACAACACGCCGCCACUGCAUUCAUUCAUAUCUACAACACGCCGCCACUGCAUUCAUUCAUAUCUACAACACGCCACCACUGCAUUUGUUCAUCUACAACACGCCACCACUGCAUUUGUUCAUCUACAACACGCCGCCACUGCAUUCAUUCAUCUACAGCACGCCGCCACUGCAUUCGUUCAUCUACAGCACGCCGCCACUGCAUUCGUUCAUCUACAACACGCCCCUUUCCCUCCUUACACUCAAGGGGCGUCCUUCAGGUAUUCUAGAAAAUUCUAGUCUUGUUUCCACGCUGUAUCCCAGUCACUGUAUCAUGUUUGUGUGGUACAGCAGCUCACUGCAUCUCAGAGAUGAUGGUAUAUUUUUGUGGACACUUUAAAAGAGAUUGGUUAUUUUUGUAUACGAGUCUGUAUCCUGUUCAGAGAGGAUCUAGAGACAUUCUGUUGAUUGUAUGUAAUGGGUGUUGUUUGCUCUUACUUUUUUUCUAGUGCUUGUGACUGAGCACAGGGCCUUGCACUUGCUGAGCAAGUACUCGGCUACUGAACUAAGUUCCCAGUGUCUUAUGUUUCAAUUACAGAAGCUGCUUUAGAGUUACUCCGUCAGCAGUAACAGUGUGGCCGGGUCCUUUGCUGCCCGUAGUCUGCCUCAGAGACAAGCUGGGUCUGGGCCUUGAUGUUUUAGGACAUGACUCUCACUGCGUUGGGGUAUUAACCACAUAUGGACGGUAAGCCAGGCCAAAAGUGUAGUUUACAAACGAGGCACCAUCAUUUUGGUGAUGGAGAACCCCCCUCCAGGACUACUCCUUGAGUUUGAAGUACUUGGAAACCAAAAUAAGGAGGAGGAGAUAGUGUGAUGGCCUAGGAAGUCAGGGAUGAGGGAUGCUACUUCACAGAUGUGACAGAACCAGCCUGGGCCAUCCUUUGCUAAAUGACUUAGAACUCUUCUCAAGUUUUAUGCUGAGUGACAAUGACUGGCUACCGGGCUGCGAUGCAUUUGCUGUCUCUUGCCAGAUUUUAAGAAUUUGCUUUUUGUAAAAGAAAAAAAAAAAGUGCUUUGUUUUUUUCUUAAGUGAAAUGUAACACUUUAAAAAAAGAUUA
This is a messenger RNA of Peromyscus leucopus (white-footed mouse), 3660 nucleotides long. RefSeq names its product major facilitator superfamily domain containing 4B (gene Slc60a2). The transcript is spliced from 4 exons. The record is from RefSeq and is a predicted model, not a curated record. The coding region runs from base 203 to 1582 and encodes 459 amino acids. NCBI's taxonomy places the organism in Eukaryota, Metazoa, Chordata, Mammalia, Rodentia, Cricetidae.